AUGACACUCUUUUCAUCAAUCUCAUCAAUGUCAACCUCAAUGUCUGGAUCAAAAUCCAGUAUUUCAUCAUUUGGUAGUGGAACAGGUAUGGGUUCAAAUUCAAUUGCAUGUGGUGGUGGUUGUGGUGGAAGUGGCGGUAUUCUUGGUUCAGGUUUAGGUUUAGGUUUAGGAUUAGGUUUAGAUUUAACUGGUGGUUCUAGAUCUAGAGGUGCUUGUGGUGGUAAUGGUGGUAACCGUGGCAAUGGUAAUGGAGGUAUGGGUGGAGGAAAUGGUUCAUGUUGUGGAGGUCCAUGUUGUGGUAUUUAA
Messenger RNA from Dictyostelium discoideum AX4, 306 nucleotides. RefSeq names its product coiled-coil family protein. The record is from RefSeq and is a predicted model, not a curated record. Lineage: Eukaryota; Evosea; Eumycetozoa; Dictyosteliales; Dictyosteliaceae. The transcript is spliced from 2 exons. The coding region runs from base 1 to 306 and encodes 101 amino acids.